UGAACAUUGACCUUCAGAUGCCCAGCUAAGUGGCCGACGGAUAAGACCAGCCAAAGAGAGACAACUGGACAGCGGCUGGGAAGACUACAACGGGAAAAGUUGCUGGAAUCCCAGCUCUGGUAACAGGACACAGCAGGAGACGGAGACCGGAGGUUCCCAUGUCCCACUUCCGCAUCCGGCGCUAUCAGGAGGAGGACUUCGAGGCCGUGUGGGACAUUUUCACGCGGGGGACAUUGGAGCACGUCCCCAUCACCUUCCGACACCUGUUGAAACAGGCAAGAACCUACCUGCUCCUUCUGGGGAUCCCGCUUGCCCUGUUCGUGGGCUCAAAACCCAUCUUCCCAGGUCUCCUCGCCCUCCCGGUCCUCUUAGCCGCCACGUGGUUCAUCAUCAGGCUGCCCUGGACCGACUACAUAAAGAACGCCCGCCGCACGGACAUGUCCGACAUCCGGAAAUUCUACCUGAGCGAAGAAGGCUCCUGUUUCUGGGUGGCCGAGUCUGCAGGGAGGGUGGUGGGCAUGGUGGGUUGUCUCCCCGAGGAGGGUCCCACCAGAGGAGGAAAAAAGCUCCAGCUGCUCCACAUGUAUGUGGACCGGGGGCAUCGAGGCCGGGGCAUCGCGAAGGCACUGGCCAGGACUCUGCUUCAGUUUGCCCGAGCUCGGGGCUAUGCCGAAGUCACCCUCACCACAAGCAGCGUGCAGUAUGCGGCCCACAGGCUCUAUGAGAGCCUGGGCUUCUUCAAAGUCCGCGAAUCAUUUUGUUCCCUCAGUUGGAGGCUGGUGGCGAUUCCUUUCUUUCAUUACAAAUACCCCAUCCCGCCUCUUCCCUGAAAUGUCACCCUUCCCGGAUGGCAAGUUCCUUGUGGGCAGGGAAUAGGUCUACCAACUCUAGGGCUCAGUAUUCACCCAAGCACUAAUUCAU
Tachyglossus aculeatus (Australian echidna) is the source of this 921-nucleotide messenger RNA. Its product is annotated as N-acetyltransferase 8-like. The coding region runs from base 159 to 830 and encodes 223 amino acids. The transcript is spliced from 2 exons. Lineage: Eukaryota; Metazoa; Chordata; Mammalia; Monotremata; Tachyglossidae. The record is from RefSeq and is a predicted model, not a curated record. Gene Ontology annotation, molecular function: N-acetyltransferase activity.